AAACCCUUCUCAAACCAUUCUGCCUUUUCCCUGCUCUGCGGCGCUGCUGGCACGAAGCAAACGACCGGAUCGCCGUCGCCUUUACCUCCCACCGCCGGAGCACAUUGCAACAACCUUCGCCAUUUCCUCCCUCUGCCGUAGCGCAGUCACCGGUAGCGUCAACACCACCAGGAGCGCUGACAGCAGCUCCCAACGGUGCUACUGCCAGGGACGCCGUUCGAAACGGCCAACGGAAACACCACGACCAGGCAGAAAAUAGAGAAUUCCGGCAGCAACCAAAAUUCGUAAGGAAGAAAUAUGUUGGAAGGUGAAGGUAAUCCUACUUUAAACAAGAAAACAGGAUUGCCUCGGAAACGAUUUUACCGUGCAAGGGCUCAUAGCAAUCCGUUAAGUGAUUCACAUUUCCCAGUACCCAUUUCCCCUGCUCAGGUGGACUAUGUUUCUCAUUACCCAAAAUUAUCAGAUGGCUUAAAAAAGAUUGAGUUUGCAGAUAUAGGGUGUGGAUUUGGUGGCCUUUUGAUUGCUCUUUCAUCACUCUUUCCUGAUACGGUAAUGGUUGGAAUGGAAUUGAGGGAUAAGGUGACUGAGUAUGUGAAAGAACGGAUUGUGGCAUUGAGGGCAAAUAAUCCUGGCCAAUAUGAGAAUAUAUCGGUUGUUCGAACUAAUUCCAUGAAGUACAUUCCAAAUUACUUUGAAAAAGGGCAGCUGAAAAAGAUGUUCUUUUUGUUUCCGGAUCCCCACUUUAAAGAGAAGAAUCACAGGCGACGCGUGAUUAGUCCUCACCUGCUAGAUGAGUAUGCUUAUGCUCUUGCUGUUGGUGGUAUUAUAUACACGAUCACAGACGUGGAGGAGCUUGGGGAGUGGAUGAAGUCGUGUUUGGAAGAUCACCCAUUGUUUGAAGCUCUCUCAAAUGAAGAGCUCGAAGCUGAUCCGGCUGUCAAACUCUUGACUACUGCAACCGAGGAAGGACAAAAGGUUGCCCGCAAUGACGGACAGACGUUCCAAGCUGUUUAUAGACGCAUUGCUAUGCGAUGAUUCAUCAUUGCCAAUCUGUUUGCUGAUUGCUCAUGCGUUGCAGUUGCAGUUGCAGUUUGGACACUCAUCUUGACUCAGCUAGGAUGAUAAGACUAUACAUUGUGACAUUGCAUUCUCUCUAUAUUAUAGUGAAUAGAACAGUUAAAGAUUUAAUCUUUAGCCACCGGAAUAGAAAUUCUGGAAGCAGCCUACUAUGUCACUGCUUCAGAGACUCAUUAUAUUCUGUUGUUCUUCCUAUUUUAUUGAUAUUUUGAAUCUAAUUUGGCUCUCAUAGUUUUUCUUCUCAAA
Ipomoea nil (Japanese morning glory) is the source of this 1323-nucleotide messenger RNA. Its product is annotated as tRNA (guanine-N(7)-)-methyltransferase. The record is from RefSeq and is a predicted model, not a curated record. Gene Ontology annotation, cellular component: tRNA methyltransferase complex. Lineage: Eukaryota; Viridiplantae; Streptophyta; Magnoliopsida; Solanales; Convolvulaceae. Gene Ontology annotation, molecular function: tRNA (guanine(46)-N7)-methyltransferase activity. The coding region runs from base 298 to 1035 and encodes 245 amino acids. Gene Ontology annotation, biological process: tRNA methylation; RNA (guanine-N7)-methylation. The transcript has 2 exons.